UCCUCCAAAAAGAAACCCUAAUUUCCCUCUCUCUCUCUCCUCCUCUCUUUAUAAACAAACCCUUCCUCUCUCUCUGUAAAGAGAUUACUCUUCAAUCUCUCUCCGUCCCUACAAACUUACCAUUUCUCUCUCAGGAAAAACCCAUUUCUUGUUUCUUCACUUUCUUCUCCGAAAAUGAGAGAAAUCCUUCACGUUCAAGGUGGGCAAUGUGGUAACCAGAUCGGUGCUAAGUUCUGGGAAGUUGUUUGCGCCGAGCACGGCAUUGAUACUACCGGAAAGUACCAGGGAGAUUCCGAUCUUCAGCUUGAGAGAAUCAAUGUCUACUACAAUGAAGCCAGUUGUGGAAGGUAUGUACCUCGCGCUGUUCUUAUGGAUCUCGAGCCUGGUACUAUGGAUAGUAUCAGAUCUGGCCUUUAUGGACAGAUCUUCAGGCCGGAUAACUUUGUUUUUGGUCAAUCUGGUGCUGGAAACAACUGGGCUAAAGGUCAUUACACUGAAGGCGCUGAACUUAUUGAUUCUGUUCUCGAUGUCGUCCGAAAGGAGGCGGAGAACUGUGAUUGCUUGCAAGGGUUUCAGGUGUGUCACUCUCUAGGAGGAGGAACUGGAUCUGGAAUGGGAACUCUUCUGAUUUCGAAGAUUAGAGAAGAAUAUCCGGACAGGAUGAUGCUUACCUUCUCUGUCUUUCCAUCUCCUAAGGUGUCUGAUACUGUGGUUGAGCCUUACAACGCUACUCUCUCAGUUCAUCAACUGGUUGAAAAUGCAGAUGAGUGUAUGGUUCUUGACAAUGAAGCUCUCUACGAUAUCUGCUUCCGUACUCUCAAACUCACCACUCCAAGCUUUGGUGAUUUGAACCAUUUGAUCUCUGCAACAAUGUCUGGUGUGACUUGCUGUUUGAGAUUCCCCGGACAACUUAACUCUGAUCUCAGAAAGCUAGCUGUUAAUCUCAUUCCCUUCCCUCGUCUCCACUUUUUCAUGGUGGGUUUUGCUCCUCUCACAUCUCGUGGUUCCCAGCAGUACAGAGCUCUUACUGUCCCUGAGCUUACUCAACAAAUGUGGGAUGCCAAGAACAUGAUGUGUGCUGCUGACCCACGACAUGGUCGCUACUUAACUGCCUCUGCUAUGUUUAGAGGCAAGAUGAGCACAAAAGAGGUAGAUGAGCAAAUGCUCAACGUGCAGAACAAAAACUCUUCUUACUUCGUGGAGUGGAUUCCAAACAAUGUCAAAUCGACUGUUUGUGACAUCCCUCCAACUGGUUUGAAGAUGGCUUCUACUUUCAUUGGUAAUUCCACAUCCAUUCAGGAAAUGUUCCGUCGUGUGAGCGAGCAGUUCACUGCCAUGUUUAGAAGGAAAGCUUUCUUGCAUUGGUACACUGGGGAAGGUAUGGACGAGAUGGAGUUCACUGAGGCUGAAAGUAACAUGAACGAUCUGGUUUCUGAGUACCAGCAGUACCAAGAUGCCACAGCUGAUGAGGAAUAUUACGAUGAAGAAGAAGAGGAUGUUGAAGAUCAAGUGUAAGAAGAUAGUGAUAAUGUGGGGUUUUAUGAAUAUGUUUGUAGGGAUGUAAUAUGUUGCAACUCUUGCAACUUUCUGUUGCCAGUCAUAUGGAUUUGUCUAUUUUUCUGUUGUCUUUUAUCAUGUGCUUGACUUUUGAACUGAUUGUGUCUCCAGACAGUUGAAUUUUUAACCUACAUAAUAUGAAUUUUGUUCGAAUCCCAUAUGUGAACUUCAAAUUCUCUAGCUGAAUUGUCAUUCGAUUUGAAUAGCCAAA
Messenger RNA from Benincasa hispida (wax gourd), 1768 nucleotides. Its product is annotated as tubulin beta-8 chain. Gene Ontology annotation, molecular function: structural constituent of cytoskeleton; GTP binding; GTPase activity. Gene Ontology annotation, cellular component: microtubule. Lineage: Eukaryota; Viridiplantae; Streptophyta; Magnoliopsida; Cucurbitales; Cucurbitaceae. Gene Ontology annotation, biological process: microtubule-based process. The record is from RefSeq and is a predicted model, not a curated record.